This is a messenger RNA of Manihot esculenta (cassava), 2225 nucleotides long. RefSeq lists its product as uncharacterized. Bases 446 to 1702 code for a protein of 418 amino acids. The transcript has 5 exons. The record is from RefSeq and is a predicted model, not a curated record. Lineage: Eukaryota; Viridiplantae; Streptophyta; Magnoliopsida; Malpighiales; Euphorbiaceae.
UGGAGAUGGCUUGAAGUAAGGGGAAACACGAGGAAUUUGGAAAAUUUUGCAGGGUAAAAAUAAAAUAAAUCAAAGAGAAAAAUGAUAAAUAUGGACUUGUCUCGAAUAGCCACAUGUUUCAAAUAAACUUUCUCGAUUCUUCUCGUCUCCGUUCUGGCCCAAUUUCACAGUAACACCCCCCAUAAAGCCAAAAAAAAUCUCAGCUUUUUCUCGCCAAAGGGAGCACCAGCGUCUCUUACACUUACCCUUUUCACAUAGACACUUCUUCUAGCUUGCCCUAUUCUGAUACACCCAAACGCAGAGAAGAUAGAGAUUUUUUAAAACCCAUCUUUUUCUAAUCAAUACAAACACUCCUAAACACACCCCAACUGAAAAGUGGAAGGCUUGCGUCCAAUUUCUUCUUCAGCAUCAUCGCUUUUUUCGAAUUCUUCGUGGGUUUCGUACAAUGUCAGGGUCCGGUGGGGUUUCGAUCGCCCGAGCCCGCGGUGAGAACCGAUUCUAUGUUUCUCCAGCGAUGCGAAAGCAGCAGCAGCUACAACAACAGCAGCAGCAGCAGAAGCAGAGGCAGGGAUCCUUGAUUUCCAAGAAUUGUGCGGUGGAGAUGGAAAAGAGAAUGGAUUCCGAUCAAUGUGGCUCGAUGUCUUCGUCGUCGACGGCGUCAAAUUGUUAUUGUUCGAUUUCGGGCCGGGUUGAGGGCGAGUGUAAUUCCACGAAUUUAGAUCGGUUCUUGGAGUACUCUACUCCUGUGGUUCCUGCCCAGUAUUUGCCAAAGACAAGCAUUAGGCGAUGGAGAACCAGUGAAGCAGAGCAUCACCCAUACUUUAUGCUAGGUGAUCUAUGGGAAUCUUUUAAAGAGUGGAGUGCCUAUGGUGCGGGUGUUCCCCUUCUGUUAAAUGGAAGUGAAACUGUUAUGCAGUAUUAUGUUCCCUAUUUGUCUGGCAUUCAGCUGUAUAUAGAUCCAUCAAGACCCUCUCCAGUCCUAAGGAGGCCUGGUGAGGAAAGUGAUGCCGAGUCCUCCAGGGAAACCAGUAGUGAUGGUAGCAGUGAAUAUGGAGCAGAUAGAGGAGUAAACAAUGUUCUCCAGUGGAAUUGGACCCAGCAAAAUGUUGUAGAUGCAAAUAUUAAAAGUUUGAAUAGACUCUCACUAAGAAAUAAACCUUUCAGAGGCUCAUCAAGUGAUGAAUGUGAGAUUUCCAAUCCCUCAGGUCAGCUUGUUUUUGAAUACAUGGAGCAUGCUUCACCAUUUACUCGUCAACCAUUGGCUGAUAAGAUCUCAGUUCUUGCCUUGCAGUUUCCAGAACUCGAGACUUACAGGAGUUGUGAUCUGUCACCUUCAAGUUGGCUGUCUGUUGCUUGGUAUCCCAUAUAUAGGAUCCCAAUGGGUCCCACACUACAGAAUCUGGAUGCCUGCUUUUUAACCUUUCAUUCUUUAUCAACACCCUUUCAAAGUCAGUACACUGAUGAGUUGCCCCUCUAUAGUGUUAGGGAGGUUCCCUGUGCUGAUAUGUCAUUCAAGCUACCUUUGCCUACAUUUGGUCUGGCUUCCUAUAAGUUUAAAGUUUCAUUUUGGAACCCAAAUGGAGUUUAUGAAUGUCAAAAGGUGAAUUCCCUGUUACGGGCUGCUGACAACUGGCUUAGGCUUUUGCAAGUGAAUCAUCCUGAUUUUGUUUUCUUUAUCACCCACAACUCAAGCUGGAGAUGACUGGGGAGUUCUUGUAGUGAGCUAUAAAUCUGAAAACGAAGGGAUGCAUGUUGGAAGCUUUAAUCCUGAAAGAGAAACCUUAUUCUCAUUAUUGUCCUUGUUUUAUACCCAUAGGGAGCAGUAUCCGAUCAGGAUUGCCAGCCUAGAUGGAAGUUUGGCAAUGAACCUUGUCACUGUACUGAAAGCACCAAGAUUAGUGUCGGCUUUAGUGUGAGGCAUUACAUAUUCAGAGAUAUUUGAAGAGGGUUUGUGAUGAUAGUCAUUAUGGUGUUUUGAUCUUAUUGACAGUUUUACUGGCCUGAGAUGGAGAACCUACGUUUUAUACAACGUUUUAAUAAGGUUGUCAGAUAAUGAUGAAAAAAUUAGUGACCUUUGUGUAAAUAUUUGUUUUGUCGUAGCCACUGGUAUAUGUACGCAGCAUGCUUGUACUAAUAGUUCCAAAUUACUAUGACACGAUAUUGUUUACUUGUCAUGCUUAUUUGUAAAUCUUUACGUUGAAUACUUCUAAGUCUCGAGUUUGCUA